Molecule: messenger RNA, 2742 nt
Organism: Acanthisitta chloris (rifleman)
Lineage: Eukaryota; Metazoa; Chordata; Aves; Passeriformes; Acanthisittidae
Gene: DGKZ
Product: diacylglycerol kinase, zeta
Exons: 30
Biological process (GO): diacylglycerol metabolic process; lipid phosphorylation; regulation of synaptic transmission, glutamatergic
Cellular component (GO): nucleus
Molecular function (GO): ATP-dependent diacylglycerol kinase activity; protein binding
Source: RefSeq, a predicted model, not a curated record
AAGCAGAUUGUGCUUUCCUCCUACUCUGAUUUAAUAGCCAGUCCUCUUGUGUCUUCCAGGAAAGCUAUUGCCAAAUCCAGCCUCCAGCACAUGGUAGCCCAGCCAAACCCUGCACUAGCCCUGAGGAGCGACUCAGAGAGGCAGAUACGCAACACUGUGGACUGGAGUGAGACUGCAGUCUAUGGGGAGCACAUCUGGUUUGAGACCAAUGUUUCUGGGGACUUCUGCUACGUUGGGGAGCAGAACUGCAUGGCAAAGCUGCUGCAAAAACCUCUCUCCAGGCGUAAGUGUGCAGCCUGUAAGAUCAUAGUGCAUACACCCUGCAUCGAACAGCUGGAGAAGAUAAAUUUCCGCUGCAAACCUUCUUUCAGGGAGUCAGGAUCCCGGAACAUACGGGAGCCCAUCAUUGUCCGGCAUCACUGGGUGCACCGGAGACGGCAGGAAGGGAAAUGCCGGCAGUGUGGCAAGGGUUUCCAGCAGAAGUUUGCCUUUCACAGUAAAGAGAUUGUAGCCAUCAGCUGUUCCUGGUGCAAGCAAGCGUAUCACAGCAAAGUGUCAUGUUUCAUGCUGCAACACAUCGAAGAGCCCUGCUCGUUGGGGGCUCAUGCUGCUGUCGUCGUUCCUCCCACCUGGAUUCUGCGGGUCCGGCGGCCUCAGAAUCCACUGAAAUCUAGCAAGAAGAAGAAGAGGACAUCAUUCAAGCGGAAAUCCAGCAAAAAGGGAGCUGAGGAAGGGAGGUGGAAACCCUUUGUCAUCAAGCCCAUGCCAGCUCCUCUCAUGAAGCCCUUGCUGGUGUUUGUGAACCCCAAGAGCGGUGGGAAUCAGGGAGCCAAGAUCAUCCAAUCCUUCAUGUGGUAUCUCAACCCACGGCAAGUUUUUGACCUCAGCCAGGGUGGACCCAAGGAGGCGUUGGAGCUGUACCGCAAAGUCCACAACCUCCGGAUCCUGGCAUGCGGGGGAGAUGGCACGGUGGGCUGGAUACUCUCCAUUCUGGACCAGUUGCGCAUCAACCCACCUCCUCCUGUAGCCAUCCUACCUUUGGGGACAGGGAAUGACUUGGCCAGGACACUGAACUGGGGUGGGGGUUACACGGAUGAGCCUCUGUCCAAGAUCCUGUCGCAUGUAGAAGAUGGGAACAUAGUACAGCUCGAUCGCUGGAACCUCGAUGUGGAGCCAAACCCUGAUGUGAGCCCUGAAGAAAAGGAUGAGGCAGCCGCUGACAAGCUCCCUUUGGAUGUCUUUAAUAACUACUUCAGCCUUGGCUUUGAUGCACGGGUGACGCUGGAGUUCCAUGAAUCCCGAGAGGCCAACCCAGAGAAGUUCAACAGCCGGUUUCGGAAUAAAAUGUUCUAUGCUGGGACGGCCUUCUCUGAUUUCCUCACUGGGAGCUCCAAAGACUUGGCAAAGCACGUCCGUCUAGUUUGCGAUGGGACAGACCUGACCUCCAAGAUUCAGGAUCUGAAGCCCCAGUGCGUGGUCUUCCUGAACAUCCCAAGGUACUGUGCAGGCACCAUGCCCUGGGGCAACCCUGGGGAACACCACGACUUCGAGCCUCAGCGCCAUGAUGACGGCUGCAUUGAAGUUAUUGGCUUCACCAUGACAUCCCUGGCUGCCUUGCAGGUUGGUGGCCAUGGGGAGCGGCUCUGUCAGUGCCGGCAGGUGGUUCUGACCACGUCCAAGGCCAUCCCCAUGCAGGUAGAUGGAGAGCCCUGCAAGCUGGCAGCUUCCUGCAUCCACAUCUCCCUGCGUAACCAAGCCAACAUGGUGCAGAAGACCAAGCGGCGCAACUCCAUGCCUCUGCUCAAUGACCAGCAGCCAGUGCCCGAGCGGCUGCGGAUCCGGGUGAGCCGAAUCAGCAUGUGCGACUAUGAGGCACUGAAAUACGACAAGGAAAAGCUCAAGGAAGCCUCUGUGCCCUUGGGGAUCAUCGUGGUUCCGGGAGACAGUGACCUGGAGUUGUGCCGGACCCAAAUCCAAAAGCUGCAGGAGGAGGGAGAUGGAGCCAAGCUGAAGACACUGUCAUUCCAGAAGCUGUCACCCAAGUGGUGCUUCCUGGACUCAACCACAGCUGAUCGGUUCUACAGGAUAGACCGCGCACAGGAGCACCUCAACUAUGUGACAGAGAUCUCUCAGGAUGAGCUUUAUGUGCUGGACCCAGAGCUAGUGAUCACCCAUACUGUGAGCACCUCUCCUGCCAUGCCUGACCUCGUGGACUCAUCUGCCACGCCCCCGGGGCAGCAUUUUGCAUUCCCCUCCUCUUCCUCUUCUCCACCCUCCUCCCCUGCCCCCAGCACUGAGCCUGAGCGCUGCCUCCCACACAAAGAUGACCUUCUGAUAGAAGCUGCCAAGAGUGGCAACUUCAGCAAGUUCCAAGAGCUGCACAGAGCUGGAAGAGACCUGAUGGUGCGAGACUCCUCGGGCCAGACUGUCCUCCACCAUGCUGUCAAAUCAGGGAGCAAGGACAUCGUCAAAUAUGUCAUUGAGAACGCCCCUUCAGAAAUCCUUGAUGCCACGGAGGAGGAGAACGGUGAAACCAGCUUGCACCAGGCUGCAGCCUUACGCCAGCGCACUAUCUGCCACUACAUCGUGGAGGCCGGGGCUUCGCUCAUGAAGACAGACCUGCAGGGAGACACCCCGAAGCACCGUGCUGAGAAAGCCAAUGACGCUGACUUAGCUGCCUACCUCGAGAACCGACAGCACUACCAGAUGAUCCAGCGGGAGGACCAGGAGACAGCUGUGUAG